Messenger RNA from Gaeumannomyces tritici R3-111a-1, 531 nucleotides. RefSeq lists its product as hypothetical. The record is from RefSeq and is a predicted model, not a curated record. The coding region runs from base 1 to 531 and encodes 176 amino acids. The transcript has 2 exons. NCBI's taxonomy places the organism in Eukaryota, Fungi, Ascomycota, Sordariomycetes, Magnaporthales, Magnaporthaceae.
AUGUCCACGAGCAGCCAGGCCGUGUCUACCUCCAAAGAAGUCACGUCCACCUUCCAGGAAGCUACCAGCAGUGCUCCCGCUCCAAGCCCGACUGGCCUCUCGUUCGUCCCUAGGCUGGGCGACUUCGCGCUAAAGGGCUACCAAUCGAGCCCAUUGCGAUGCGCGCCUGCUCCGUGUCGAGCUCGUCGAGGUGGGGACGUACUAGGGGCUCAUGUGCGGCAUGAGACAGCCGUUGCGGCCGAGGUGCUUCGCCUAGAUCCAGUCGCCGCACCCGCCGGUGUCCGUGCCGGCACCGCUGAUCGCCCAGCUGCGAAGAGGUCGCUCUUGACGCUUGCCAAGGUCCUGUUGAUGCCGCCGCCGGUUGGGCCGCUGCCAUUGGCCGUGGACCCGGCUAAGGUCCCUGUCCUUCCCCUUGUUAUCGAGUUCGUCCGCGCGAACGGCAUCCGGAGCACGUGGUGGUCAUGCAGACGAUCGGGUGGUAUCCGCAGCCCCAGGGAAUUGAUCGCGCGGACACUGAGCAAGCCGCGUUAA